UCUUCAGGUAUCUCAAUGCCAGUACCUGUGCUUGGACUACAAGAUGAUUCCAAAGUGUUCAAGAAAGGUAGCUGCCUGCUGGCUGAUGAGAGCUUUGUCUUGAUAGGCUCUUUUGUGGCAUUCUUCAUUCCUUUAACCAUCAUGGUGGUCACCUAUUUUUUAACUAUAAAAUCACUUCAGAAAGAAGCUACCUUAUGCAUUAAUGACCUUGGCACAAAGACCAAGUUUGCUUCAUUUAGUUUUCUCCCUCAAAGUUCUCUGUCAUCGGAGAAACUCUUUCAACGCUCUUUGAACAGAGAGCUGGGGAAUUCAGGAAGGAGGACUAUGCAGUCAAUCAGUAAUGAACAAAAAGCUUCCAAGGUUCUUGGUAUCGUCUUCUUUCUGUUUGUUGUGAUGUGGUGCCCGUUUUUCAUCACCAAUGUGAUGGCAGUCAUUUGCAAGAAAUCCUGCAAUGAAGAAGUAAUUGGAGGACUGCUUAAUGUAUUUGUCUGGAUUGGCUACCUUUCUUCGGCUGUCAACCCAUUAGUAUACACACUGUUCAAUAAAACCUACCGUUCUGCUUUCUCACGUUAUAUUCAGUGUCGAUACAAGGAGGAGAAGAAGCCUUUACAGCUGAUUUUAGUGAACACCAUACCUGCUUUAGCAUAUAACUCCAGCCAACUCCAGCUAGCACAAAUGAAGAGUUUAAAAAAAGAGGCUAAAAUGAUGGCCAAGGAUUAUUCUAUGGUUACAAUCGGAAUACAUCCUUUAGAUAGUACCUCAAAGGGCAGUAUUAGCCCAGUCAGUGAAAAGGUUAGUUGUGUGUGACUCUGCUAGCCUGUCAACAGCUGCCAUGGCAACCAAUGGUAUGUACUCAGAAAACUUCAUCUAACUCUGAGAAGCUUUGAUAGCUUAGGAAAAUUAGCCCUGUCUAAGAGAACUUCAAUAGCAUUACAUACUCAUGUUAUCCAGUUGAUGACGAACAGGGUUAAAAUGCUAUCAAAUGUGCAUUUUUUUCAUACAGUAUUUCAGCUGUUUUAAGCACAGGCUUUAUUAAACUUAUUUUUUUAGUAUCCUAAAUAAUAUAUUUCUUAAAGAAAAAUGCAAUUUAUUGUAUUAUUACACCAUGGGCUGUGAAGAAAUUAAUGUGUUUCUUUUCCUUCUGCAAAUGAAAACAAAGCUAUUGUUUGGUUUACUUGCUGGUUACGUUUGAAUUAAUUUGUCUUGCUACAAUGUAAUUUUAUUUUCAUUAACUGAAUGAGCACUUUACAGGAGUUUACAGGAAAAGAAAACAUCAGUUAAUUUAUGGAUAUAUAUUUAAAAUAAAAAUUAAAGAAAAUGCUAUGAAAACCUGUAUAGAUCAACUAUGUGAAAAUUUUGGUGUUUUUAUGGAUAUUUUUCCUUUCCAAUUACAAUUCCGGAAUGUUGUUGGGUUUUCUGACAUUUGUUCUGUACUUCAAGUUAGUUCUCUUCAAAAGUAAAUUAAAUUUGAAUGUUCCUUUGUCACUACAAACAUUAUUGAGCUCUAUUUUCUAUUUCAUUUUACCCCUAUUCUGAAUGUUUCACGUGCACUGGUUUAGACUUUAAAAUAUACUGUUACAAAAAACCUCUAUUGAGCUUGGUUCUCUACUACAUUAUACUGAUUUUACAACAGUGUAAGUGAGGUAACAGGGUGGAAAAUCAGGCCCAAUACUGCUAAAUAAUUUCAGGCUUAAUCCUGUUGACAUUUCUCUUUACAGCUCCCAUAGGUUUCAAAUAGAAUUAAUUUCAAUGGGAGUUCUGCAUGAGUAAGGAGUGGGCUUUAAUAGAAUAUCUUUCCACAUUUUUGCUUGAUUAGAAAGGACAUUAUUAUGGUAUUUUCCUUGUUUUGUUUUAAUGUUUCUAUACUGAGAAUAAUUAGAAGACUGAAAAAGAAGUGUUGUUUUUUCUUACUAGAAUUUGGUUUUCCUCCAUCACAUAUACAUAUAGUUUGCUGCUGUUAGCGGGUUGCUCAGGAAUGCUGGGCUGAUUGCAUUAUUUGGCUACAAUCUUAAUGAGGGAUGCCUGGGCAGAUCCUUACAUUUUGUGGAGGCCCACUGAAAAUAAUGAGAUUGUGCAAAUGGUGUAGGGUUCUACCUGCACAGAUUAAUGGCAGGAUAGUUAGAUUAUUUAAAAAAGCAUCAAAUAUUUUACUUUGAUAAAAAGGCCUAAUCAUGCAAACAUUUACUACUAGGUAUAGCAUAUAUUUCCAUUGAACCCAAGAGGAUUCUGUGUGGGAGUAAAAUUAUAGCUGUUGCUACUAUCUGGAAGAUUGCAUCCAAAUAUUAGACACUUACAUGGACUUUACAAACAGGUAUAAGAAAAGCAAGGUAAAGUCCAGUUUUAGAGCCUAUCAACUGAAAAUAAAGGGUCACUAUUUGGUCAAAAGUUAUGAGCCAAACCCUACUGUCUUCAUGAAGUCACUGAGUUUCACCAGUAUAAGGAGUGAGUAAAUACUGAGUGAGGAAUUUAGCAUUUGGCCCCAAACCAAAUUCCCUUAGAUGAUGACAAAUGAAACAAUGUUAAAAAUCGAAUUUAGUGCCUAUUGCGGCCUUGCACCACCUGCACAAUGGAUGAGUCAUAGGAGCCUUCCCUGGUGCAAAGAACAAGUCACGUUUCAGUCUGCACUGACUUCAGUGCAAUCAUUACUCACCACUAGUGCAUACCUAGGAGAUCUGAGAGCCAUGGUGUUUACCUGAACCACAAUAUUUUCUGAAGCUCCUGAGUGGGCGAGUGCUUCUGCAUACAAUCUCCACCACUGGGCUGUGCUUUACAGACAUAACUGAGCAUUUAAUUUCCACUGAUUAUACUGUUUAUUUAUUUUCUGCAUUUUAUUCAGCUUGGCCAACAAAAGCAGACUCCCAAUUUCUAGAAAAUUUCAUUUUCUGUCUCUAACAACACUAGUACAAUGUUGCAUUGCUCAGGUUGCAAACUGAAGGGAAAUGUUGCAGUCUAAACAAGUGAUUUUAAUUAAUUGUUUUACAUUUCAUUAAAGGAUGCCUAUUAAUAUACGAUUCUUUAAAACGUAUUAAAAUAAAAUCUAUAUUUUAGACCUAUGCUACCUGACAGUGUCCUUUUUAUUAAUUAAUAUAGGUAAUAGAGAAUUUACUUUUCCAUUGGAAAGCAAUGUACAAGACAUGGAGAUUUAUAUACACACACUCACAUGAUUUUUAAUGUCAUUAGCUCUCAGAUAGUUGUUUAUGCAGGGAGAACAACAGCUUUAGUCCAAGAAGCCUCUUCAAACAAAGAUGAUGGAAUGCAUAACAGACAAAGAUGAAUGUCUCUGGCUCUUCAUAAAUAUCUUUGACAAUUUGAUUGCUACAGUACCUGAUCCUGCAGCCUUACUCUGGCAACAUUCCCAUAGACUUCAAUGAGCUUUGCCUGAAUAAGGACAACAGUCCCCUACUUUUUAGUAAUAGAUUUGCGAGACAGUUAAUAAAUAGAUAUCAACUAAGAGAUAAAUGUUAUUGUUGGUAGACAUCAGGGUUUAGCAAUUUCAAGACCACAAUUUAUAGCGCCGUGCUGAUAUCUAGGCACUGUUUGAACUGAAAUACCAUACUGCUUACUAAGGCUGGUGGGGAAAAGUUAUUCCACUUCAUGAAAAAAAUUGAGAUUUUGACAUUUGUUUUGGUUCCACAUCAGAGAAAAACGAGACCUUGUGACAUCAGACCUUGUGACAUUUUUCUUGAAAAAAAAUGAGAGCUACCACCCCAGGUUAACUCAACUGUUAGGGCUCGCACCUGGGAUGUGGGAGACCCAAUUUCCAGCCUCUGUGCUCUGAAUCAGCAGGCUGUUGGCUAUUCUUGGGUGGGGUCUCUCUCUCUCUCUCUCUCUUCCACCCUGGAUCUGAGAAACAUUUACAAUCUAACAGCAUUUUUGAUGGAAAAAAAACUUUCAUCUAAAAUCUUUCAACCAGCCUCUGCUGUUUAAUAACUUUUCAACAGCAUCUGAAAAAUGUUCAGUGACUUCAAGCUUCUGUCAUAGAAUAUUUCCUUAGUUUGUGGCUACUGUGCACAUUUUUAUAUACAGUAGGGCAAAAAAAUCCUCCAUUUCUAUCCCAUUCAUGCAAUCAUGUACUGUAUGUAUGUAAUCGGUGCCUAACGGUAAGAUGCAUUCUAUUUUGAAUACAUAACAAAUAUGUUUAUGUAAAUACACAAAAGAGAAAAAUGUUUGUUGUAUUUUGAAAACUUUAAAUGUGAAAUUGUGCUCUAAUGUUUAAUUGUUUUCUUAAAUCCCAUGGCUAGCCAAGCAGAUUAAAGCACUCAAAUGCCAUCAGUUCUUUUAUAAAUUGGAAGUUUGUCUUUAGUUAUUGGGGGGGUUUGUUUGUUUUGGUAAAUAUUAGGAGAACUAUAUUAGCUGAAGGCUAAAAAAAAUAUUAAAGUGUCUUGUUAGAGUCAGACAAAGCAGAAUAGCACCUUAAGGAACGUUAUGACUUAAUAAACACAUGGAAAUUAUGAUCAUUCUACCUUUCCACUGAAUGUAUUUCUCUACAACAAAAAUGUAUUUUCUUUGGAUAGGCGAUAUAUAUCUGACCGUAAAUAUUUCAGUUCCAGCAACAGGCUACUUACAAUAUUAAUCAGCCUAUCAAACUCAUUUGACUCAGGGGAGUGUUAGUAAGAUUACUAAGUGCCAUAAUAAACUACAAUAUAAGGGCAGUUCACAUAUACAUACAUUUUACUUAAACUGCAUGACCACAGCGCCAUCUCUUGGUAGUUUUUUAAAGUGAAUAUUAUCAUAAGAAGAAAUCAAAAUGUGUUGUGUCAUUUAAUGCUUUUUUUCCUGCCAUUUGCAUAAAAUAAGCAACU
Molecule: messenger RNA, 4802 nt
Organism: Chrysemys picta bellii (western painted turtle)
Lineage: Eukaryota; Metazoa; Chordata; Testudines; Emydidae
Source: RefSeq, a predicted model, not a curated record